GAUGGUUACUUAUAUUAUUUCUAUAGCAGGUCUAAAACGCUUAGUGGAAAGUAUCAUGCCACCCGGAUUCGACAAUUUGUACAAACAGCCAAAAAAUCCUCAACUACAGGAUAUAACCAACAACAGCGGAUACAGGAGAGCCUUUAAGCCGAACUUAACGAGCAGUCCGGAGGUGUUGCUUGGUAAACGUUGCAACAGGGAACCAUCUUCAAGCAGAAAACGCAUCAGGCUGGAAGACAGCUGCAUACUGUUAGAUACAGAUUUGAACAACGCUGGACAGUCUACGAAUGGAGAAAAUGUGUUGCACAAUGAUGUCCAGGAUGUUUUAAACAAGGACGAAUGGUCGGAGGAUUUGACGGACAUCUGGGAUCAGAACAGUUUCAGCGAACCAGUCGAAAAAACUGUUGCUGCCGCACCACCGAAUGUUGGAAUAAACGCUUCGGACAAACACAGAGACACUGACGCAAAUGAGUUACGAUCAAACCAAGAGCAUGAGCAUCAAGAUCAGGUAGGACCCGAUGGUGAUUUAAACAGUAUUGGCGAGGUUUUAACUGUUCUAAGACAGCUUUCUGAAGAAAACAGAAAAAUAUUGCUAGAUAACAAAACAAUCACAGAAUCAAACAGAAAACUAACAGAAGCUUGUAUUAAAUCUUCCCAAGACAACGAAAGGUUGUCACAGUUAAAUGCAAAGAUAUCUCAAGAAAAUUUGAACAAUUUAAUUGAGCUACGUAGACAAUCUGCCGUUAACCGUAGACAUGAAAAAGGUAUUCAAGAGAUACACAAACAACUAAAUAUAUAUCUGGAAGAAUUUAGAAAAUUUGAUAUGUCGGGUAAUGUGUCAAAAGAUCAAUUCAAAUCUUUAAUACAAAUAAUGUUUAAAAUGCAAAAGGCGUUAGAGAUCAAAUUAUCGCCAUUUCUGCCUGUUGCGGGGCCAUCCUCUCGUGUUUAGUGUUGCCAAUAGUUAGAGGCUAGUGUUUUUCCACAUUGUUACAGAAAUCAACAUUUUCACAUAUUUUCAAAUGUAUAUUUACAUCUAAAACAAGCAAUCAGACAAAUAUGGCAUCUAAAAGAUUUUGGGGGUCAGACAACAACCCGUGUGUUACAGAUGAAUAUGAUUCAUUGAACCAGUUGUCUAUUGAUGAACAAUUGCAGCGUCUAAGCGAAAUGUAUGAGACGAAUGUUAACCCUAAUGUUCAGCAAAACAUUGAUACACAACACUUUGGCUACCAUUAUGUUUUGUCUAAUCAUUUAACCAUUGACGAACAAAUGCGGUAUCUAAGUAAUACGUAUGAUACACCUAUUAGCG
Messenger RNA from Astyanax mexicanus (Mexican tetra), 1306 nucleotides. RefSeq lists its product as uncharacterized. The transcript has 2 exons. The record is from RefSeq and is a predicted model, not a curated record. Lineage: Eukaryota; Metazoa; Chordata; Actinopteri; Characiformes; Acestrorhamphidae. Bases 2 to 949 code for a protein of 315 amino acids.